Exophiala aquamarina CBS 119918 is the source of this 597-nucleotide messenger RNA. RefSeq lists its product as uncharacterized. The transcript has a single exon. The record is from RefSeq and is a predicted model, not a curated record. The coding region runs from base 1 to 597 and encodes 198 amino acids. NCBI's taxonomy places the organism in Eukaryota, Fungi, Ascomycota, Eurotiomycetes, Chaetothyriales, Herpotrichiellaceae.
AUGAGCGGGACUAUUGAUUACGACAAUCCUGGUACGAAAGUGCUUCGGCCUGCAUUUCUCGCACAUGUUGUUCUACGCACAACAGAUCAUGGAAGCUUUCAGGCUAUGGUUGAUUUUUGGGUGAAAUUUCUCGAUGCACAAGUGACCUACCAAAAUGAAGUCCUUUCAUUUCUCACCUACGACGAAGAACAUCAUCGAAUCGCCAUUGGUAUCUUCCCCGGGACAAUCCAAAGGGUCGGGAAACCAACAGGCUUAGCCCAUAUAGCGUUCACAUACGGUACAAUGCAAGAGCUAGCAUUGUCCUAUCGCCAGCGGAAAGUGUUGGGCAUGAGGCCUUUCUGGUGUGUCAAUCACGGACCGACAACAAGCCUAUACUACCAUGAUCCGGACGGCAAUGAAAUUGAAACACAAGUGGAUAAUUUCGACACCUCAGAAGAAGCUACAGCAUUUUUUGAGAGUGCAGAAUUCAAAGAAAAUCCCAUUGGUGUUGACUUCGAUCCAGAGGAAUUGGUCACCAGGCUCCAGAACGGGGAGAGUGAUAUAUCGAUCAAGAAGAGACCAUGUAUUGGCGCAAGGAAGGGCAUUCCGGGGUGCUAG